GGGACCUGACCUGGUGGAUUAUUAGGCAAAACGACGUCUCGGAGAUUGGAAUUUUGGAUCGUCUCCCUCCUUCCUGUUUCAAUCCGAUUUCAGACUUCACUAACGACUUCACUUUCAAGGUGGUUGAUGGUGAUGUGUAGGUGUUAGGAUUGAAGAGGAAAAGGAAUUUUUUUCCGUGAAAGUGAAGCUUUGGUCCUCUAUUUCCAAUUUACUAUGCACUGUUAGCAUCUUAUGCAUGGAAUGCAAACACACUGAACCACGGGGGUUUUCCUGAUCAACUUGAUAUUUGUUGUUCUACUAAGAUCUGUAGAGACCUUACGAAAUCUCAGGAGUUUCCAUUGUGAAAGGGGCCACGACCGGAUUGUGUCUCUUCAUUUUAGUAAUUAGUGUAGGAAGGUGGUGAGAAAGUAAUAUGGCUGAUACCAGUCCUAGGACUUCUGUCUCAACAGAUGCUGACACGGAUCAUAGAGAUCAAAGGUUUGAGGUAGGGCAAUUGGGUGUUGCAGCUUCUGAUUCCAGUGACAGAUCAAAGGAUAAGUUGGACCAGAAGACGCUUCGUAGGCUUGCUCAAAACCGUGAGGCUGCAAGGAAAAGCAGAUUGAGGAAGAAAGCAUAUGUUCAGCAGCUGGAGAACAGCCGACUGAAACUGACACAACUUGAGCAAGAGUUGCAAAGAGCAAGGCAGCAGGGUAUCUUCAUCUCAAGCUCGGGAGACCAAGCCCAUUCUACUAGUGGAAAUGGGGCUAUGGCUUUUGAUGUAGAAUAUUCUCGGUGGCAGGAAGAGAAGAACAGGCAAAUGAACGAGCUGAGGUCCGCUUUGAAUGCUCAUGCGAGUGAUGCUGAGCUUCGGAUAAUCGUUGAUGGAGUGAUGGCUCAUUACGAGGAGCUUUUCAGAAUAAAGAGCAAUGCCUCUAAGAAUGACGUCUUUCAUUUACUAUCCGGCUUGUGGAAAACACCUGCAGAGAGAUGUUUCUUAUGGCUCGGUGGCUUCCGUUCAUCCGAACUUCUCAAGCUUGUCGCGAAUCAGUUGGAGCCAUUGACAGAACAACAGUCCAUAGGCAUAAUUAACUUGCAGCAGUCAUCCCAGCAGGCUGAAGAUGCAUUGUCUCAAGGGAUGGAAGCCCUUCAACAGUCACUUGCCGAGACUUUAUCAAACGGAACUCUUGGAUCUUCAGGUUCAUCAGGAAAUGUCGCAAACUACAUGGGCCAAAUGGCAAUGGCAAUGGGGAAAUUAGGAACACUAGAAGGAUUUAUCCGCCAGGCUGACAAUUUGCGGCUACAGACGCUGCAACAGAUGCUAAGAAUAUUAACGACCCGUCAAUCAGCUCGUGCUCUUCAAGCAAUACAUGAAUAUUUCUCACGCUUACGUGCUCUUAGCUCGUUAUGGCUUGCCCGGCCAAGGGAAUGACCCGGAGAAAAGCUUUUUUUAGUUCUACAAAGCCCUUUGGGAGUUUCAGCUUUGGAUCUCAGAAUAUGAUCGAAGAUGAUAUGCUCAAACACAGAAAUAGAAGUAAGUGGUCGGUUGUUUAAAUCUGAUCUGAUGUAUUGAGUUUGUGUUGUGUCUUGUAAUGUUUAGUAAUGACUAGAUAGACUAACCGUUCCGUUCAUAUCUCUCUUUGAUUGUUGAAGCUAAUGGUCAUAUCAUUGUAUUGUUUACUUCAGAUGCUGUUGGUGUAAACCAACUUUGUCACAGAUUAAUCUUAGGGAAGUUGGCUUUUGUACAAUUCAAAGUAGUUUCUCUC
Messenger RNA from Tarenaya hassleriana, 1742 nucleotides. RefSeq names its product transcription factor TGA6. The record is from RefSeq and is a predicted model, not a curated record. The transcript is spliced from 11 exons. Lineage: Eukaryota; Viridiplantae; Streptophyta; Magnoliopsida; Brassicales; Cleomaceae. Gene Ontology annotation, biological process: DNA-templated transcription; regulation of DNA-templated transcription. Gene Ontology annotation, molecular function: DNA-binding transcription factor activity; sequence-specific DNA binding. Bases 413 to 1408 code for a protein of 331 amino acids.